CCCCCUAUGCCGGGCACCUUGCCUCCGGGCAUAUGAUCGGCCCGGCUGGCGCGGCCGCGCCCAGCGCCCCGGUGGCCCACGAUGAGGGCCUCCCCGCGUUGUUCGAGCUGGAGUCCAUCAGCAUCGCCGGGCACGAUGUGCAGCCGGUCCGCAUUGCCACCGCCAACAGCAUCAUCGUCACCGCCACCACCAAGAACAUCCUUCUCGUGCUGGACCUCAACAACCCGGACAACAUUGUUCAACACGACCUCCCCCAGCCGGCCAGCCAGCUGGUGGCCCUCUUCCUGGACCCGCAGGCCCAGCACCUGCUCAUGUCCUUCCAGAAUGCCAAGACCUUCUACCUGGCCAUGGGCCAGAAGAAGGCCCGCCUGCUGGAGCGCCUCAAUGGCCACAUCAUCACCGCGGUCGGGUGGAACCCCCGGCGCGAUGCGCCCGGCGGCGGGGCCGGCGGCGCCGAUGGCGACAUCCUCCUCGGCACGGCCGAGGGCCUGCUCCUGGAGCUGGACAUGCAUGCCCCCUCGGAGGAGUCCAUCCUCCGCCGGCGCUCGGUCAAGGCCAUCUUCACCUGCCCCAAGGAGGACGUCAAGACCCCGGUGGUGGGGAUCUUCUCGGAAAUCCGCGGCAAGUACCUGCGCGUGAUCGUGCUCACCACACACCACUUCCUGCAGUUCUCCGGCGCCCUGGCGGCCGAGCCGCGCACGGCCGGCGAUGGUGCCGGGGCCUCCGGCGGCAGCGGGGCCGGCGCCGGCGGGGCCGGCGGGUCCGACCGUCUGGGCACCUCGCUGCCCGGGUCGACCCUCCUGCAAGAUGGCGCCAGCCAGCUGGUGGGCAGUGUGGCCGCCGGCAUGGCCUCGGCCACCGGGGCCGGCGGCGCCUCCGCCGGUCUCUUUAGCACCUUCUUCGCCGGGUACACCGGCAACUACCUGGACACGGCCCUCGUGUCGCCGCCCAAUGUCCCCUACCAGCUGAACAACCACGGUGUGGCCUUUUCCACGGUGGCCGCCACCUCUGACGGCCGCCAGGCCGAGUCCUUUGCCUGCCUGCUCGGCGCCAGCCUCUACCAUGGUAGCCUGACGUCCACCGUCGGCGAGGGCAUGCCCGUGGUCGGCACGGCCAAGUUCAUGCCGCACCCGAAGCUGGCCGACGAGCCGGCCGACGCCGUUGUCCCCAACUCCAUCGUCCUCACCCGGCAUCACAUCCUGCUGCUGAUGGGCGACCAGCUGGUGGCCUUUUCGCGCAUCAGCUUCAAGGUUGUCUUCAAGCAUCGCUUCCGCGAGACGCCCAUCCACAUGACGGCCGAUGCCUCCAGCGACACCAUCUGGCUGGCCACCAAUAGCACCAUCUACGAGGUGGUCACCGAAAAUGAGGACAAGAACCUGUGGGAGGACUACCUCUUCGACGAGCAGCUGGCCAAGGCCCUGCACCAUUGCCACACGCCGAAGCAGUUCCAGCGGGUCUUCCGGUCCAUCGGCUCCGCCGCCUGGGCGGACAACAGCUAUGCCAUCGCCGCCGCCGCAUGGGCCCGGAUUACCGGCAACAAUUACAGCUUCGAGGACAUCACCCUGCGCUUCUUGAAUUUGGCCUCGCGCCCCUCGCCCGAGCAAUCCUCCGCCGGGCGCUUCGCCCUGCUGGUGUAUCUCCUGUCGCGGUACCAAUUCUACGAGAAGACCGACGUCACGCAGCUCAACCUCCUGGCCACCUGGAUCACGGAGAUGUUCCUCAGUGAAAUGUCCCGCGAGGCCGUCCUCCAGGCGGCUGCCCAACAGGUGACCGGCUCCGGGGCCGCCACCGCCGAGGGCGCCGCAUCGACCAGCAGCACCGGCCGUGAGGCGGCUCUGCGGGCCCAAUUUGCGCGGUUCCUGAAAACCGGUGUGGCCGCCGUCCCGGCCCCCUCCGGGCUCCUGCACCAGGACUCCAACCAGGAGGACCAUUACGCCGACCUGAACUUCCUGCUCCCCGGGCACCACUCACCGUCGGCCUCCUCCCCGAACCUCAAGCAGCCCAGCCAGAACCCCGGCAAGGACCACCUGGAUCGUGCCACGGCCUAUCGGCUGAUGGCCUCCUAUGGUCGGACGCGCGAGAUGCUGGACUACGCCACCAUGGUCGGGGACUUCGAGCGAGUCAUCAGCCACCACCUGCAGGUGGGCAACUACGCCGACGCCCUGGCCAUCGUCAUGAAAUACCCCUCGGAUGAUAUCUUCUACAAGUUCGCCCCCACGCUCAUGGAGCACCUCCCCCGGGAGUUCAUCGAGUUCCUCGAGCGCAUUCGCGACCUGGACCCCAAGAGCCUCCUGCCGGCCCUGAUGAAGUACACCGCCCGGCGGACGGCCGAGAUCCAGGCCAAUCCCCAGCUGGCCAAAACCCUGCCCAACUACGCCAUCAACUUCCUGUACUUCUGCAUCGAGCACCGGAAGAACCGCGACGCGGCCGUGCACAACUACCUGCUGUCGCUGCUGGCCCAGCAGCCGGACGAAACCCAGCUCCUGGACUUCAUUCGCGCCCACAUCAACCUGGACCCGGCCUUCAACCUGCAGUAUGCCCUGCGCAUUUGCACGCAACAUGGCCACGCCCGGUCGGCGGUGCACAUCUAUGCCGCCAUGGGCCUCUACGAGGAGGCGGUCUUCACCGCCCUCACCAAGGCCAAGGACAUCGAGCUGGCCCAGUCCUUCCCGGAGAACCUCAAGGAUGGGGACCUGGUGCUGGACAGUGCCACGCGCCUGGGCGGCAACAGUGGCCGGGAUCCGGGCUCCGCGCGCGGGUCCUCCUCGGCCGUCGUGGCCGCCGCCAUCCCCGAGGAUCUGGAAGGCCUGCGCAAGAAGCUCUGGCUGCAAAUCGCCAAGCAUGUGGUCGAGGAAAACAACGACAUCGAGAAGGCCAUGGAGUUCGUCGAAAAGUGCCCAAGCCUCCGGAUUGAGGAUGUGCUGCCCUUCUUCGGGGACUUCGCCAACAUCGAUCACUUCCAAGACCAAAUCUGUCAAGCCCUGCGCAAGUACAGCAAGGAGACCGAGUCCUUCCGCGAGCGCAUGGACUCCACGUCCCACAGUGCCGAGCUCCUGCGUGAGGACAUCCGCGCCCUGCGCGCCCGGGCCGCCUCGGCCCCGGUCACCUCCAGCUGUGGGCUUUGUAACCGUGGUCUUCUCAGCCGGACGGCCAUCGUUUUCGCCUGCUCGCAUGCCUUCCAUCUGGACUGCGUCAUCAACCAGCGCAAGCGCUUCGCUCCGCUGCACGAGCGCGCCAAGAUCCAGGAGCUUCAGAAGCGCAUCUCUCAGAACACCGCCACCGGCCGGCAGGACACCCUCCUCAGCUCGCCCCUUGUGCAAAUGAGCAAGAGCGAACUCGAGGAGAUCGCCUCGUCCGAGUGCGUCCUCUGCGGCGAGAUCGCCAUCGCCGCCGCUCUGGACAACCCCUUCAUUCUGGACACCGACGAGGACCGCAUGAUCGCCAACUCGUGGAAGUUGUGAAACAGCGGGCGUGAUGCGGCCCCGUGGGUCCUCUGCGGAAUGACAUUCCCCGGAAUGUGCAUAGAUGAAUACACAUAUCUUUGACA
Molecule: messenger RNA, 3547 nt
Organism: Fonticula alba
Lineage: Eukaryota; Rotosphaerida; Fonticulaceae
Exons: 9
Coding region: 33-3461 (1142 amino acids)
Biological process (GO): intracellular protein transport; vacuole organization; endosome organization
Cellular component (GO): endosome; HOPS complex
Molecular function (GO): protein-macromolecule adaptor activity
Source: RefSeq, a predicted model, not a curated record